Molecule: messenger RNA, 261 nt
Organism: Funneliformis mosseae
Lineage: Eukaryota; Fungi; Glomeromycota; Glomeromycetes; Glomerales; Glomeraceae
Source: the annotation of a GenBank genome assembly
AUGGAAUUUCUUGAUUUAAAUGGUAAACUAGUUAAUGAUUCUGAAGAAAAUUUACAACAAAAUCCUGUAAAUGAUGAUGAUGAAAUUAUUAGAGAUGAAAAUAAUAUUAUCACUUCUGAACAAGAAGAAGUAUUUCAGAUGGAAGAAAAAGAAGACUUAAGAGACAAUCUAAAAAGUUUGAGAGGUGAUCUUUUGGCAGAAUACAAGCAUCUAGCAAUUGAUAUAAAAGCAAAAUGGGAGCUUAAAACUUUGUUUAAUUCU